AUGCAAAUCGCUCGGUCAUCCUCAUGGUGGGCACAGGGCGUUCUGGUCCCGUCUUCUUUGUGUGCCUACACCAUCCUCCUCAUCACCUUCGUCUUCUUCAUCCCACUGGGAGUGAUCGGCGGCUGCUACAUAUCCAUCUUCCGCACCAUCUGCCGGGCAGGCCGAGAUGGGGCAGGCCGAGAUCCGGUGGCUGGACUGGGGCAAUUAGUACAAGGCGUACGAGCGGCUUCGCGCAUGUCCAAAGUGGCACUGGUGGUCAUCCUACUCUUCGUCGUGUCUUGGUCACCCUACUCGCUGGUGGCGCUGGUCGCCAUGGCAGACUAUGCCCACCUGCUGACGCCCUACAUGAACUCAGUGCCCGCCGUCAUCACCAAGGCCUCGGCCAUCCACAACCCCAUCAUCUACGCCAUCACGCACCCCAAGUACUGCAUCGCAAUCYCCAGUUACAUGCCCAUGCUACGCUCGCUGCUGCGUGUGGGUGACAAGGACCUGCUUUCAUCCUUCAGCUCCAACAGUGGUGCCUCCCUUGGCUCUCGAUGGCCCACCUUCACCAGACAGUGCUCCCUGGCCAUGAUUGUGGGUGCGGGAACGGGCAUGGUUGUUGGGGCAUGUGCCAACGAACACUGGGGCAAGAGCKGCCUCUCGUCGGCCUCCGACACUGACUCGUGCUGGAUGGAGAGCGAGGCCGACAGCUCCAGCGUUAACUCACUGCCCUUCGACCGACGUGUCUCCACGGAGAUCUCCACAGAUACGGCCAUCGCCAAUCAGCAGUCAGCAGGCGUGGUCGCCGGGCAGAAAGUGGGAGUGUUGUCUGGCAGCCUCAGGGUUAGCAGCAUUUCAAGCACCUUAAUGGUGUUUGAAGGAGAUGUGCCCGAUGCAGGCCCAGCACCUCUUUUGACUCAUUGA
This is a messenger RNA of Salvelinus sp. IW2-2015, 906 nucleotides long. Its product is annotated as melanopsin-like. Gene Ontology annotation, cellular component: plasma membrane. Gene Ontology annotation, biological process: phototransduction; cellular response to light stimulus; G protein-coupled receptor signaling pathway. The record is from RefSeq and is a predicted model, not a curated record. Gene Ontology annotation, molecular function: G protein-coupled photoreceptor activity. Lineage: Eukaryota; Metazoa; Chordata; Actinopteri; Salmoniformes; Salmonidae.